This is a messenger RNA of Haliaeetus leucocephalus (bald eagle), 1194 nucleotides long. It is a transcript of the gene SFRP1, whose product is annotated as secreted frizzled-related protein 1. Gene Ontology annotation, molecular function: Wnt-protein binding. Gene Ontology annotation, biological process: negative regulation of canonical Wnt signaling pathway; canonical Wnt signaling pathway; non-canonical Wnt signaling pathway. Lineage: Eukaryota; Metazoa; Chordata; Aves; Accipitriformes; Accipitridae. The transcript has 5 exons. The coding region runs from base 1 to 1194 and encodes 397 amino acids. The record is from RefSeq and is a predicted model, not a curated record.
AUGUCCGCCUCGAGCCGUCCCUUCGAUGCCGAGUGCCCGCCGUGGGUGGAUGUGGAAGAGAGCAGCCGCAGCGAGCAGAGGGAGUGGCGGUGGGGGGCAGAGCCCGUGGUCCCGCAGGCUGUGGGGACGAACAAUGGAGCCAGAAAUAAGCACGCCGAGCCGUGCCGUGCCAAGAGUCUGCCGCUCGUCUCCGUGCAGGAUGCGUGGCUGUGGCUGCAAGCUGUCGGGCUUGACACGCUGCUGGUCUGCUUGACAUAUGCCCUUUUCUUGCAAAGGGUGCUUGGGGCCGGGCUGCGGGCGCUGGUGUCGCUGGCCGCCGGGCUGUUGGCGUGCGGCGGGGCCAGCGAGUACGACUACGUGAGCUACCAGUCCGACCUGGGCCCUUACCCGGGUGGGCGCUUCUACGCCAAGCCCCACCAGUGCGUGGCCAUCCCCGCCGACCUGCGGCUCUGCCACAGCGUGGGCUACGACAAGAUGGUGCUGCCCAACCUGCUGGACCACGAGACCAUGGCCGAGGUGAAGCACCAGGCGAGCAGCUGGGUGCCGCUGCUCAACAAGAACUGCCACAUGGGCACCCAGGUCUUCCUCUGCUCCCUUUUUGCCCCCGUCUGCCUGGACCGGCCGGUCUACCCGUGCCGCUGGCUCUGCGAGGCCGUGCGCGACUCCUGCGAGCCCGUCAUGCAGUUCUUUGGUUUCUUCUGGCCCGAGAUGCUCAAGUGCGACCAGUUUCCCCAGGACGACGUCUGCAUCGCCAUGACGGCUCCCAACGCCACCGAGGUCUCCAGGCCCAAAGGAACAACCGUGUGUCCCCCUUGCGACAACGAGAUGAAGUCGGAGGCCAUCGUGGAGCACCUGUGUGCCAGCGAGUUUGCUCUUAAGAUGACCAUAAAGGAAGUGAAGAAGGAGAACGGGGACAAGAUGAUCGUCCCGCGGAAGAGGAAGGCAUUGAAGCUGGGGCCCAUCCGCAAGAAGAACCUGAAGAAGCUGGUGCUGUUCCUGAAGAACGGGGCUGACUGUCCCUGCCAUCAGCUGGACAACCUCGGCCACUACUUCCUCAUCAUGGGCCGCCAGGUGAAGACCCAGUACCUGUUGACGGCCAUCUACAAGUGGGACAAGAAGAACAAAGAGUUCAAGAAGUUCAUGAAGAAGAUGAAGUCUCCCGACUGCCCGACGUUUCCGUCCGUCUUCAAGUGA